GGGGAUAAUUAUGUUUAGGCAAAAAUGUACAGUUUUUACUUUUAAUAAUCCCAUUUUUGAAUUUAGGGGAAAGCUGCAUUAUUUUGUGGGUUGUUGGGAAUGUCUGGCAACACUGGCUGUUGUGCUGUCGUGUGCUUUUGUAACUAAAACUCCGUUUUGACAUCACUUUCAUCAUAAUCUGAAUUAAAUAAUAAUAAUAUAAAACAACAAAAACAAAAAUAAAAAUAUUAAAAAUAAAACACCAUCGAAAACGAAUCAAAAAACAAACAAAAAAUAAUACACAAAUAAAUAAAAUCGCAAGCUACAGCAAAAGGAGGAGGAGAAAAGAGGAAAAUAAAAAAGAAUUCAACAAUUACUUAGCUCAAAAAAAGUCAACGAGGGCGAAACGAAAAAUUCUGCCAUCAACUUUUUAGUUUUUUGGACUCUUUCUGUUUUCGAUUUGUUUUUGCUUUGCAAAGAAAAUAUAAAAAUAAAAAAAAAACGCCGAUCCAAAAUUUGACGGGCGGCCUACGUCCCGUGGGUGUGAGCGAGACACAGAGAGAGAGAGAGAGGGAGACAAAGCGACUGCGCAAAUAAAAAAUAAAAACAAAAAAACAAAACAAAUAAACAAGCCAAGCUUGAAACGAAGACUUUCAAAAUAAAAAAAAAAACAACAAACAAACAACAACAACAACAAAACAAACCAAACAAAUUGAAACGCUGUGAAAUUAACUCGUCAAUACUCAAAAAGCACCAACAAAAAAAAUACGAAAACAACAGAAGAAGAAGAAGAAAGCAUAGAAGAGAGAGAAAGGAGAGCCAGUAAAACGGAGUUGCAACAAAAAAAACAACAAAAAGUCCAUGGGAAGAAAAGCGGCAAGAAGCACUGAAAGCGGCGGCAGGCAACGGAAAAACUAAGGGAAAACCUGCGCUUCGGCAUCUCGAAUAAAAAAAAAACAACAAAAAAAUAAAAAAUUAAUAGCAAAAAAGCCAAUAAAAGCGAAAAGAAACUUUAAAAAAGCUAAAAAACAAACAAAAAAAAAAUCAAUCCCAAAAUUCCUCAUUAUUUUUCCUGAAAAGCUUUAAUUUAAUUACAUUACGAAUUUUUUUUGUUAAGUCAAAAGUGAAUUCAAUUUGCUAAUUAUUUAAAAUUAAGAACAACAGCAACAAGCUACACUAGCAGCAGCAACAACAACAAACAAAACAACCAACCAACCAACAACAACAACAACAAACAACUGAAUUAAUGUUUUAAAGUACAAAAUAACCGGGAGAAAAAUCAACAACAAAUAAUUAAAAAAAAUAAAAUUUAAUUUAAAACGCAACAUCAAUCUAAAUUAUUUAAAAAGAAAAACAACAAAAAAAAACUGUUAGCUUUUAAGUAAAAAAAAAAUAAAAUAAAAAUAAAAGAGAGAGAGCCCAAGGGGGGCGAGUUACAGAGGAGGAGAACUGAGGAAGAAGGGAGGAGGAGAUAAACCGAUAAAGCAACAAUUGUGCCGCAAAAAAAAGUGUGAAUAAAUAAAUAAAUAAAAAAAAUAUAUAUACUAAAAAUAACGGUAACAAUAAAGAAAAACAUUUAAAACCAAAAAUCUACAAGAAUUCUAUAAGUUUUAAGCCACGUUUUACACAUAAAACAACAACAACAACACAAAAGCAAAAGCAAGAAGAAAACCAACAACAACACCAGCAACUUAACUUAGCCAAUAAUAUAUUUAAAAAAAAAACAUAACUUUUUGUAUAAAUAAGUCAAAAACUAAAGCCCAGCAAUAAAUAAAAAAAAAGAAUAGAAAAAAGAAAUAAUUUUCAACUGCGGCCUUGUGCCAAAGAAACAGUUUUAUUUUACACAGAAAAAAAGAAAAACAUUGUUUUUUAAUACUUUUCAAUAUUCAAUUUUUUUUAUAAGUGUACCUAGUGAGAAAUGUUAAAAGUCUAAAACAGCAAAAGCAACUGCAACAAAAGAAAGUGAAGGAAAAACAAAACAAAUUCAAAGAAAGAUUUAACAACUCUGUGAUAAUUACUGUAAAUUUAUAAAUUUAAAUAAAAACAAAAAAAAAAAAACAAAGAAAAAAAAUCUCUAAUGGAAUGAAUGGAUAAAAAAAACACUAAUUUUUAAACAAUAGAAAGUCGAAAGGAAAAAAAAAAACAACUUUACACUUAAGAGCAAAUGCAAAUGAAAAGAUAAAAAAACAUUGAAACAAAUUCGUGAUAUCUUAAAGGACUUCGAUACAUAUAUACUAUAGUAUAUUAUAUAUUAUAUUAUAUAAACUAUUAAACUAAGCUUAAAUCUAGUAAGCAAAAAACCGAAAAACAACAAAUAUAAGUGAAAAAAAAAUAAAAAAUAAAUAAAUAAAACAACCAACCAACAAAAAGCAAAAUAAAAACCUUAGGUUAUAAAAAAAGACUUCAAAACGCAUUCAAAAAAAUAUAUAUAUAUUUAAAAUAAUAAUAAUAAUAAAGAGAAAAUAAAUCGUAGGCUUAAAAGUUCAAGAUAGUAAAUGGUCGGAGGAUAACACUCCCAAUAUCUAUUAUAUAUAUAAAAAAAAAAAAUUAUUAUUUGCUUAGUGAAUAGUAAAUGAAUCAGCAAUACCAGCAACAACAAAAAUACAACAAACACUCAAUAUACAAAUCGUGCAACCGAAAAGUAAUAGAAAAGUACAGCGAAGGAGUCAGGAGGAGAGAAGGACAUAAGGAGGAUCCCCCCGCCCCCCAUUAUCGUCGUUGUACUAAGGAUAUUUGAAAGUAAUUUAAAAAUAAAUCACUACUACUUCCUAUAAACCACAACGAUUGCCUACAAAAUAUAUAUAUAUAUAUUAUAUAUGUAUACUAUAUAGAAAAAAACCCAAAAUAUAUAAUCACUUCCCAAAAAAAACACAAAAAAUAUUCAAAUAUCAAACAAAAGCUAAUCUAACCCAAAAGUAAAAAGUAAAAAGUAUUCCCAGUGUAUUUUUCUAGUAAAACUAAAGUAAAAAAAAAAAACAAACAAAAAUAUAUAUACUAUAUAAACCAAAAUUCAAACAAAUGCAAUAAUUCAAAUAAAUAACUCAAAUAAAAUCUAUAAAACACAAAAAUAUAAAAUAUAUAAAGAAGAAAUAAACCAAGGGCAGCAGCUGGUAUGCAUUUUCAUCCGAAAACCACAAUAUUUUGAAUAAACAAGCGAGGAAUAAAAGGAAUAGAAGGAUAAAAGGAUAACAGAGACCCAAGAAGAAACUUCAAACUACCAAAACCAACCAACAACGUUACAAUAUUCGUCGGCAUUUUUUACAACACACAACAACAACAACAACAAGAACAAGGAACACAAAGCAAAUAAAAAAGUAAAGGAAAAAAAAACACAAUUUUUUUGUGGGGCAUGCCCCAAAAACAAACAAAAACAAAGAGACAAUUUUUUAUUAACUUCGAAGACAAGGAAUUUCAGUGCCUCUUGUGCCAGUGUUUAGCCAAAAUAUAUACACAAAAAAAAAAAUAAGAAAUAAAAAAUAAAAAUCAACAAAUACGUAUUUAUUGCUUAGUUUUUUUUUCUCUUUGAUAUAAAAAAAAUACACGAAAAACCGAAAAAAAAAUAAAUAAAUACAGUUUAAGGGAAGAAAACACAAAAAACAAAAACCAAAAUAGUGAGAUCAACAAAGUGUUUUCCGUUAUAUUUCGCGCUCUCUUCAAAGGUCAAAGUUGAACAUUGUAUCUUAAACUUCGACCUCUCGUUCUCGUCAUUCGCAUCCAUCAAGGGAUCCGCCUAUAAUCGCAAUCAGUCUCCUCCAACUUGCUAGUCCUUAUCAGCAUUUUCUUAUCAGAAGUUAUCAGAAUAUCCAAUAGAUCGAUUCAAGAUGAAUACGCAAUCGAAGGUUUACCGCACAGGCGAAGAAAUCUAUGAUAACAUGCCCAUUGAUGGCUACUUCAACAUCAAUGCCAUUCGCAACCUGGGCAUCCCGACCACUUUUCCCACAAUUGGAACCUUUACGCUUGAUUCUACGACUUUGGGAAUGCCGCAGCAGCAGCAGCAACAGCAACAACAACAGCAGCAGCAGCAGCCACCCAACAUGCAUCAUCAUCAUCAGCAGCAGCAGCAUCAACAACAUCAACAGCAGCAGCAGCAGCAUCAGCAACAUCAACAGCAGCAGCAACAACAGCAGCAGCAGCAGCAACAUAUGCAACAGCAGCAGCAGCAACAACAACAGCAGCAGCAGCAGCAACAUCCCAGCAUUGGAAUGUUUGAUGCCAACGAGGUGAACGAUGUCAUCCAGAACCCUCCCCAGAUUGGUGUCUUUCAGUCCAACAGCGUGCUGACCAACGGAGCCGGGAGCUCCUCCUCGAUGUUUGGCUCUCAGUCGAGCAACUCCUCGGCUGCCCCCAACACUGAUCCCAGCCAGGCCACUCGGGAAACUGGUAUCAUCGAGAAAUUGCUGCACUCUUAUGGAUUCAUUCAAUGCUGCGAGCGUCAGGCGCGUCUUUUCUUCCAUUUCUCGCAGUUCAGCGGCAAUAUUGAUCAUCUGAAGAUUGGAGAUCCCGUGGAGUUCGAGAUGACCUAUGAUCGCCGCACUGGCAAGCCGAUAGCUAGUCAAGUGUCCAAGAUUGCCCCGGAGGUGGUGCUAUCCGAGGAGCGGGUCACCGGCACCGUCACCACUGAGCUGCGCACCGACAGUGCCAACAAUGUGCUCAGCUCCAGCGAGACCACCGGUCGCAUCAGCUACGAGAACCGGGGCGAAUGCUUCUUUCUACCAUAUACCAAAGACGAUGUCGAGGGCAAUGUGAACUUGCGGGCUGGCGACAAGGUCAGCUUUCAAAUUGCAACGAACCAAAGAGGCAACCUGGGCGCCUGCCAUAUUCGCCUGGAGAAUCCGGCCCAGCCGGUUAAAUACCGCGGAGUAGUCUGCUCCAUGAAGGAGUCAUUCGGUUUUAUCGAACGCGCCGAUGUCGUUAAGGAGAUCUUCUUCCAUUUCUCCGAGGCCGAGGGCAACGUGGAGCUGCGUCCCGGUGAUGAUGUGGAAUUCACCAUUCAGACGCGUAGCGUAAGUGGCAGCGGCGAUCCGGCAAACAGUCACCUCCAUUCAAAAAUGCAGUCUGCCUCUGUGCCUCCCCAGGGCCGUGAAUAUGCGUGCAACAUCACACGCCUGCCUCCCGGCUCGGUGAUCUUCGAGGACGUCGACAGCACUGUGUAUAAGGGCCAGGUGCUCAAGUCGCUCGAUCGCAACAAUCCGGUGCGCCAGAAUAACGAUCCAUUGCCCGGGCGCAUUCGCUAUCGGGCCUUGGACUACUCCGAGGUGGAGGUUCCCUUCGGCGACAAGGAUCAGAAGGGUGACUUCACUUUGCGUCAUGGCGACUGGGUGCAGUUCUUCCUGGCCACCGAUCGCCGGGAUCAACUGCAGCGGGCCACAUCGAUUGCCUUGCUGGAUGAGACUUUCAAGGUGUCUGGCGAGAAGCGAGAGCAGGGCACCAUUGCUUCGCUCAAGGAGGGAUUUGGAUUUUUGCGCUGCGUGGAGCGACAAGCGCGUCUAUUUUUCCACUUUACUGAAGUUCUAGAUACGAGCCGCGAAAUUGACGUUAACGAUGAGGUGGAGUUCACUGUCAUCCAGGAACCUGGACUGGCCUAUAAUAACUCGCGUUUGCAGGCCAUUCGCAUUAAACACUUGCCGCCCAACUCAGUGCAAUUUGAAACUUUAAUGGCCAGCAACAUAGAAGGUUGCGUGACACGCGAGGCUCCCAAGAGCCCUAUUAAAUCUCAAGAUCGCGUUGAAGGCGGUGUGAUUACCUAUGAGCAUGGCGAUGUUAAAAAGACUAUAAUGUAUUUUCUUAAAGACUGCGAAAAACCACCAAGGAUUGGGGAGCGAGUGCGCUUCGAUAUUUACAUGGUCAAACGUAACAAGGAGUAUAUAGCCGUUAAUGUGCAGCAAGUUUCCUUGCAGCAACAGCAACAACAGCAGCAGCAGCAGCAACAACAACAACAACAGUUGCUGAAUCAGCCCAAUUCCGGAGGCAAUCAUAACCAAAUCGAUCAACUAUCUGCUUUGUCGAACGGAAUCAGCAGUGGUAGUGGUUCGAAUGCCUCCAUGCAGAACGGCUAUGUGAUGCACGGCAGUCCCGGUGGCAGCACCAGCAGUGUCGGCAGCAACAACCCAGCCCACAUGGAUGACUUUAAGCUGGAGAACAACAAUCAUGCCGGUUCCGAGGCUGGACAAGUGUAUCGCGGCUUCAUUGCCGUGAUGAAGGAGAAUUUUGGAUUCAUUGAGACCUUGUCCCACGACGAGGAGGUCUUCUUCCACUUUAGUAACUAUCAUGGAAAUCCAAACUGGUUGGAGCUGGGCCAGGAGGUGGAGUACACCCUGGCGCCCAAUGGAAACACAUCCGUUUCUGGCAACUGCCUGCCAGCCGAGAAUGUCCGUAUGCUGCCCAAGAACUCAAUUCCACAGCCGGCGGUCCUGGAUCCUGUUCAUAACGGCGUGGUGGCUCGUCCACUUCGAUGCAUUAAUCCCGACCAGCAGGAGUAUGCUGGUCUCAUUGAGAUUCUCGACGAACAGCGCACCACUGUCAUUUCGCAGCACGAGUUCGGCAUCACCAGUUUGGUGAACAAGAGGGAUCUGCUGCAGAAGGGCGAUCUCGUCAGCUUCCGCAUCGAUGAGAGCGGUCGGGCCGCUGUGGUUAAUGCUGUGCGUCAGAAGAAGCGUGCCACUGUCGACUCCAUCAAGGGCCAGUUUGGAUUCCUCAACUUUGAGGUGGAGGAUGGGAAGAAGCUCUUCUUCCACAUGUCCGAGGUGCAGGGCAGCACCGUUGCCUUGCAUCCCGGGGAUACCGUGGAGUUCUCUGUGGUCACAAAUCAGCGUAAUGGAAAAUCUUCGGCUUGCAAUGUUCUAAAAAUAAACGAUCGUCCGGAUCGUUUGAUCUCGCGCCUCAAGCUCAAUGGCGAUGACACUGUGCCGCGCCUAAUACUCAUUCGCGCACCCAAGGGACCGCAGGGCAAGGGCUUUUCCGUUCUGGCGCGCCAUCCACGCAUUCCAGGCACCUUGGUGGAGUAGAUUGCUGCUGAAUAUCAAAUUAGAUACACGGAUUAGGAAUGGUUAUUGAAAUGCACAUCAAAGACAACUACCUACAAAUAAAGCUAUACGUUUAAAAUCCUUGUACGCAAGCCAUUAAUUAGCGAGCAGGAGGAACCCAAUCAACUAACUAACAGCAAUGUGAACUUGUCGCCCUAACCAUAUACACACACAAACACAUUUAUAAAGAAUAUAAUCCUUAGAAGAAACAAAAACUAAAUAAUACAAAACUCUAUUGGAAAACGAUCGUAAUUGAUAAUAAUCGAUAGCAAAGGCAUAUGGCAUACAUUUACGAUUAAUAAUUACAAAACUACUUAAUAGCAACUCAACAAAGAGAACUCUUCGUGUCUGAAAUCGAAACUUAUUUGUAAUACUACCAACUAACCCUCCACCAUUGUAACGCUAUGCUCUUAACUCGAUUCGAGUUUGAAGCGAUAUGAAAUUGAAAUUCAAGUGUCUGAGAGAUGAAACCAAAACGUUUGUAUACGUAUACUAUUUUCUACUAGUUUGCUUUAAUUUUAAAUAUUAAAAAAAAUAAAAAAGGAAAAAACGAAAAAAAAAAAAAAAAAAAAAAACUCAAAAAUAAGUGAGAAGGAAACAGGAAACAUAAUCUAUGGAAGUAAUUAUUCUAGAAAAGGCAACGAAAUCUUUGCAUAAUUGCUUUAGAAAUUGUAUGAAGGCAACCCUCUAUAUAUACACAAAAAAAAUUUAUCUAUGGCUUGGAUAGUUCCUGCUCCUAUUGAACUGUAUCUUGCUCUAAUCGUAUUCUAAUGUACUUCUCGAAACUGUUCUUUCACUGCUUUCUAUUUAACUGUUAACGAUUUAUAUUUAUUGAAUAAUUAUUGUACUGCUGAACGGCGACAGCGAAACCGAUUAGGUAGAACAGCUACUUGAACAUCAGCCAGCCAGGAGGAAACCAAUCAAGAAAUAAAGAAAGAUUAAAGUAUUUAUAUAGCAAAACAGAAAGUCUAAUUUGUAUACAUGCAUAUAACUACCAUUAAACAUAUAUAUUUUAUCUAUUCAUUAACGUAAAACAUACAUAAUACAGAUAUUAAUUUGUUCCAUUUGAAUAUCCUUUUGCUUGUACACCACAUUUUUCUGUUGCAUUCAGUCGGUUGCAUUAACUUAUUAUUACAUAAAAUAUUUAAAAACAAAACAGAAACCAUGCUAAAUCAUAAAUAUUAAUAUAUUAAUUUAAAUCAACAAAUAACAUUUCAAAAACAAAAUGAAGAUUGAGAAGAGAUUGAAAUUGAGAGUUUUUGUGUGACGAUGAAGAGCAAAUUAAAUUUGCUGCGCCAAAUCUGUUGAAACCAUUUAAUGAAAAUUAUAAAAAUAAUUUUUAAAAAAAUCUAUAUAUACGAAAAAAAAUUAAAAAACUAAAAAAAAAAAAAACCAAAACCUUAUGAGCGUGUCGUGUGUCGGUAACAAAGAGCAAAUAUUGUGAAAAUUAUGAAUUUCAAUUACUAAGAAACAAAAAAAAAACUAAUGUAACAAACACAAUUUAACAAGCUAACAACAAAUUUGGGAUCAGUACGUCCUAUUAUAGCCAUGUUAUAUACAACAACAACUACAACAACAGUAAAUACAACAAGAAAAACCUA
Drosophila ananassae is the source of this 8602-nucleotide messenger RNA. RefSeq names its product cold shock domain-containing protein E1 (gene Unr). The coding region runs from base 3801 to 6983 and encodes 1060 amino acids. The transcript has 10 exons. Lineage: Eukaryota; Metazoa; Arthropoda; Insecta; Diptera; Drosophilidae. Gene Ontology annotation, molecular function: nucleic acid binding. The record is from RefSeq and is a predicted model, not a curated record.